Conger conger (European conger) is the source of this 1631-nucleotide messenger RNA. It is a transcript of the gene eda, whose product is annotated as ectodysplasin A. The transcript has 8 exons. Gene Ontology annotation, biological process: immune response; animal organ development. The coding region runs from base 118 to 1227 and encodes 369 amino acids. Gene Ontology annotation, molecular function: death receptor binding; death receptor agonist activity; tumor necrosis factor receptor binding. The record is from RefSeq and is a predicted model, not a curated record. Gene Ontology annotation, cellular component: membrane. NCBI's taxonomy places the organism in Eukaryota, Metazoa, Chordata, Actinopteri, Anguilliformes, Congridae.
UAAAGAUUCACUUUUUUCAUGUGGGUCCGUUGGUCGAGGUUACUGGUCAUUUGUAGAUCAGACCCUAGACAAGAACUGAUUAUGAUAAAAUAGCAAUACCUGAAACUGUUUUGAACAAUGGCAUCUAAAGGCUUCUCAGAAGAAAAUGUACAGGUUGAGGAGAAAACAUUGAAACACGAACUUCCUUCAACCUGUACAUGCAGGAAACAGUGUAACAAUUGUAAGAUCUUCCUUGGAUUCUUCAUGUUAUCCCUUAGUUUGCAUUUUAUCACAUUAUUCUGCUAUUUAGACCUCAGAUCUGAAGUAAAACGCAAGAUUUUGCUGAAAAAACGAGACGAAACGCCGGGUGCAACUGCUAUCAAUAAGAUGAUUUCCCCCGAUUUCCAGAUUUUGGACAUCAGAUACCCUGCAAUGGACCAAGAGGACAAGUCUCCUCUAAUUAACACCGAAGAAGUUUUUCGCCUCACAGAAGAAAGUAAAAGGGUCAUUCAGCGGACCAAAAGGAGCCAGAAUAAAAGACUCGAAUCAGAGUCGAAUGGAAAACGAAAAGAAAAGAGAAAAGGUAAGAAGGGGCCUUCUGGUGCACCGGGCCCCCCGGGGCCUCCAGGACCACAAGGGCCACCUGGAAUUCCUGGAAUACCUGGAAUCCCAGGUAACAAUGCCAUGGGACCCUCUGGGCCACCUGGUCCCCCUGGGCCCCAAGGACCACCAGGACCACAGGGGCCCCCUGGCCCUCAAGGACCUGCAGGAGGCUUGGAUAAAGUGAGACUCAGAGAUGUUCAGCCUGCUGUAGUGCACCUUCAAGGCCAGGAGACAACUAUACAAGUAAAGGAAGAUCUUUCAGAAGGCGUCCUCAAAAACUGGAAAAUGAUAUCCAUACACCACAAGGUGUUCAAGAUGCACUCACGCUCCGGAGAGCUGGAGGUGCUGGUCGAUGGCACCUACUUCAUCUAUAGUCAGGUAGAAGUUUACUACCUCAACUUCACUGACAUUGCCAGCUAUGAGGUGAUGGUGGAUAAAACGCCAUUCCUGCGUUGUACGCGCAGCAUCGAGACGGGUCAGCGCAAGUUCAACACCUGCUACACUGCAGGAGUGUGCCUUCUGCGAGCCCGCCAGAAGAUCUCCAUCAGAAUGGUGUAUGAGGAUACCUCCAUCAGCAUGACAAACCACACCACCUUCCUUGGGAGCAUCCGGCUCGGCGAAGCUCCACCCAACGGACACUCUUGAACAGUGGGCUUCAUCUUGGCUCCUGGCCCAUGGAAGACGAGACUUUGGUAGUAUGGAGGGAGAUAUAUUUACUCUCAGUAUUCCCCUGUACAGAACUCCUUUAUGGUGAUUUGGGAUCAGCACAUUUCACAAGGGUGCCAUUUCACCUAGAAUGACAGCUGCGGUUUACACUUCCCAUGGCUCUGCUAUUGUGAGCUCUCCUAUUAUCCAACACAAAGGGCUUCUUCACAAACUGAAAUGGGUGAAACUUUUGACCAAACUGUUUUGCGCAAACAAUUUGGCAGCAACAUCAACAUCAACUGCCAAAUUGAACCACAAUUUGGCAGUAAAACAUACUGCACUCUACUCUUGUAAUGCAAACCAACUAAAAUGCACAGCUUAACAAACAGCUGUUAAAGCAAGCA